AUGUCUCUUGCACCUCCAGACGGUUCCCCCAGGCCUUCUUCAUUCGUUAUGCCAGCAGAGAGUCCCCUGCUUGAUCACUCCCAUCUCAAACCCGGUCAUAAAGCAUCUUUACUUUCACAUUCGCAAACGCUAGAACUAUAUCGUCAAAAUGCGAAAAAAACAAAUGACCCAGAUCUUCAGUUCGAAUUUGCCGCAUUCAUGGUCGAAGCUUCGAGGGCAAUGACCGAGGAGGACGCCAAAAAAAGGGACGAGCUCGUUAAAGAAGGUAUAGCUUUGCUAAAAAGACUCGCCGACAGGGGUCACGCGAACUCUCAAUAUUUCCUCGCCGAUUGUUAUGCCAGUGCUAUCGGUACGGCAAAAAAUAAACCAGACCUUGACAAAGCCUUUCAAUUGUUUGUUCAGGCAAGUAAACAUGGUCACGCCGAUGCCGCUUAUCGUGCUUCUGUAUGCUAUGAGCAUGGUUGGGGUUGUCGAAGAGACUAUGCCAAGGCCUUACAGUUUUACAAGUAUGGAUAUCUGUUAUCUGACAAUAGAUCAAAAUCAGCUUCCGCAGGCCAUCCUGGUGCGAUGUAUCGAUUGGGUAUUGCAGAAUUGAGAGGCGAAUGUGGUCUAUCAAAGAAUCCUCGUGAUGGUGUUAAAUGGCUUAAGAGAGCUGCUGAAGCUGCGAAUGAGGAAUUCCCACAUGCUUUACACGAGUUAUCGGAGCUUCAUGAAAAAGGUGUUGAAAAUUUCUUAUAUGUUGAUAUAGAGUACUCUGUUCGGCUGCUAAUAGAUGCUGCCAACCUAAAUUAUGCACCAUCCGCUUUUAAACUGGGUGAAUAUUAUGAAUAUGGAAAAAUGGGUUGCCCACAGGAUGCAGCACUUUCUAUUCACUACUAUACCAUCGCAGCUCAACAAGAUCAUCGAGAGGCUUGCUUUGCACUGACGGCUUGGUAUUUAGUUGGUAGUCCUGGAAUUUUGCCCCAGAGCGAUACUGAAGCCUAUCUUUGGGCUAAACGCGCGGCAGAUAAAGGUUUACCAAAAGCUGAGUAUGCAGUAGGAUAUUUUACUGAAGUUGGCAUUGGUGUCAAGAAAAAUCAAGAGGAAGCGGAUAGGUGGUAUCGACUCGCUGCCGAACAUGGUGAUAAACGAGCUCUGCAACGACUAAAAG
Acaulospora colombiana is the source of this 1150-nucleotide messenger RNA. NCBI's taxonomy places the organism in Eukaryota, Fungi, Glomeromycota, Glomeromycetes, Diversisporales, Acaulosporaceae. The record is from the annotation of a GenBank genome assembly.